AUGUCGGUUAAAAUAUUGGUCGGCCCAGUUGCUCUGCCUCAAUUCAGAGUUGAGAACCUUGUGGAUGGUAUAAAUCAGUACACGAACAGUACUUCGGUCAUCAACGAGGUGCGCUCUUGUUAUAUCCAUUAUGUUGAUGUGAAGGGCGAUCGCGAGUUGACUGCUGAUGAUUUAAAAUUGCUAGAAGCUCUUUUAACAUAUGACUAUGCCUUAGAUAUCGAGAAUGAUGAAUUAUCCAGAGUUUUGUACGAUGCUGUGAUGGGCAAUGUGUCUGGAACUGGAUUGGGGGACGACUUGUAUUUGAUCAGAGUGGCUCCAAGAAAGGGUACUAUUUCGCCAUGGUCUUCUAAGGCUACGAAUAUCACGUCUGUUUGUGGUUUAGACGAUAGAAUCGGCCGUGUUGAGAGAGGUUUAGCUCUUUUGAUCAAGACUGUCCCGGGCUUUCCACUGUUGGAGAACCUGAAUGACGUUUCUCUGAAACCUGUGUUCGACAGAAUGACGCAGCACUUAUAUUUGGACGCUCCACCAAGUGCCGAGGAUAUUUUCCUGCACGACACUCCAAGAGCUUUGGUUCAUGUGCCGUUAGUCUCAGGGUCUGCCAAAUCCUCCCCGAAGGAAACCUUGGAGAAGGCCAACGUGGAGAUGGGUUUGGCUCUGGAUAACGGUGAAAUGGACUAUCUGGUUGGAGCCUUUUCCGAGACUCUCAAAAGAGAUCCUACCGACGUUGAGCUCUUUAUGUUUGCCCAAGUUAACUCUGAGCACUGUCGCCACAAGAUCUUCAAUGCUGACUGGACUAUUGACGGACUGAAGAAGAAGUUCACACUUUUCCAGAUGAUUAGAAAUACCCACAAAUUGACACCAGACUUUACGUUGAGUGCUUACUCCGACAACGCCGCCGUCCUGGACACCGGAAACGACGCCUAUCACUACGCGCCAGAUUAUGCUACCAAGAAAUGGACAGCAAUCAAAGAAAAAGUGCCCAUGUUGAUUAAAGUUGAGACUCACAACCAUCCAACAGCUGUGUCACCUUUUCCAGGUGCUUCUACUGGUUCGGGAGGUGAGAUUAGAGAUGAGGGUGCUACAGGAAGAGGUUCCAAAUCGAAAUGUGGCCUAAGUGGAUUUUCUGUUAGCGAUUUACUAAUUCCAGGACACCAGCAGCCAUGGGAGUUGGAUGUGGGCAAGCCUUCUCAUAUUGCUUCAGCUUUAGACAUUAUGAUUGAAGCACCAUUAGGUUCUGCGGCUUUCAACAACGAAUUUGGUAGACCAUGCAUUAACGGUUAUUUCAGGACCUUAACGACCAAGGUCAAGAACAGCGAAGGCAAAGAAGAAAUAAGAGGUUUCCACAAGCCUAUCAUGAUUGCGGGUGGCUUCGGUGCUGUCAGACCUCAGUUUGUUCUCAAGAAUAAGCCUAUAACACCUGGAUCUCAAUUGAUCGUCUUGGGAGGACAGUCCAUGCUCAUUGGCUUAGGUGGUGGAGCCGCUUCAUCCUUGGCUUCUGGUGAAGGUUCAGCUGAGCUGGAUUUCGCCUCCGUUCAAAGAGGUAAUCCAGAGAUGGAACGUCGUUGUCAACAGGUGAUCGAUGCUUGUGUCUCCCUUGGAGAGAACAGUCCAAUUCAGUCUAUUCAUGAUGUUGGUGCAGGUGGUCUCUCUAACGCUUUACCUGAACUAGUUCACGAUAAUGACUUGGGUGCUGUUUUCGACAUUAGAAAAGUUCUCUCCUUGGAGCCAGGUAUGUCCCCAAUGGAAAUCUGGUGUAACGAAUCGCAGGAACGUUAUGUCCUAGGUGUGGCACAGAAAGACUUGGCAAUUUUUGAAGAGAUUUGCAAAAGAGAAAGGGCCCCAUACGCAGUGGUUGGUCAUGCCACAGCUGAACAGAGACUGAUUGUCAAAGAUCCUUUAUUGAAUGAGACCCCAAUUGAUUUGGAAAUGGCUAUCUUGUUUGGCAAACCUCCUAAGAUGUCUAGAGAGGCUGUUACUGCUGAUCUCCAAUUGCCAGAAGCAGAUUUGAGUGUCAUUCCUUCGAUUGACGAUGCAGUGGAGAGAAUCCUACGUUUACCUGCAGUCGGUUCCAAAUCCUUCUUGAUAACUAUUGGCGAUAGGACUGUUACAGGCUUAAUCGAUCGUGAUCAAUUUGUUGGUCCAUGGCAAGUUCCAGUAGCAGAUGUUGGUGUCACUGCGACAUCGCUUGGUCCAUCUAUCAUCAAGACUGGUGAAGCCUUAGCGAUGGGUGAAAGACCAAUCAGCGCUCUGAUCUCUGCAGCUGCGUCUGCCAAGUUAUCCGUUGCUGAAUCUCUGCUAAACUUAUUUGCCGCUGAUGUCAAAUCUCUGAAACAUGUUAAGCUAUCUGCUAACUGGAUGUCGCCAGCGUCUCAUGCGGGAGAAGGAGCCAAACUUUACGAGGCCGUCCAAGCUCUAGGUUUGGAUUUAUGUCCUGCCCUUGAUGUCGCUAUUCCUGUUGGUAAGGACUCAAUGUCGAUGAAAAUGAAGUGGAGUGACAAUGAAGUCACUGCUCCUUUGUCUUUGGACAUUACUGCUUUUGCACCAGUGUCUGACACUUCGAAGACAUGGACUCCUCUACUGAACAAGAACGUUGAAGAUUCCGUUCUUGUUCUCGUUGACUUGGCUGCCUCGCAAAAGCAAGCAUUAAUGGGCGGCUCUGCACUUCUGCAGGUCUACAAGCAAGUAGGUAACGCUUCCCCAACAGUACAUGAGAAUGAGGUCUUGAAGGGUUUCUUAACAGCACUUUUGGAAUUGCACAAAACUGAUAUUGUAUUGUCUUACCACGAUAGAUCUGAUGGUGGUUUAUUCGUUACUGUGUUGGAAAUGGCUUUUGCCUCCAGAUGUGGUUUGACCGCUGUUGUUAAGGCGUCUUCUCACGAAGACAUCCUAGCAUCAUUAUUUAAUGAAGAGCUAGGUGCUGUUUUCCAAGUUUCACAGGCAGAUCUGGAACAUUUCAAAAGCAUCUUGGAGAAGAAUGGAGUUUCCAACGACUUUGUUUCUGUGGUCGGUAAGCCAGAUUUCAGAUCUCAAACCAUCAAGGUUAUUGACACUGAAGGUAAACAUCUAUAUGAAAGCACCAGAGGCCAUCUGCAACAGCUGUGGAGUUCUACUUCUUUCGAAAUGCAGAAGCUAAGAGAUAACCCCAAGUCAGCGGAGGAGGAGUUUUCUGCCAUCAAAGAUGACAAGGAUCCUGGUCUACAUUUCUCUUUACGUUUUGAUCCGACUGAUGACCUAAGAAUUGGUGCAGAACUGUCAAAUGUCAGACCUAACGUUGCCAUUUUGAGAGAACAAGGUGUUAAUGGUCAAAUGGAAAUGGCAUGGGCUUUCGAGCAAGCAGGUUUCAACUCCAUAGAUGUAACAAUGACAGAUCUCUUGGAAGGCAGAGUUCAUCUUGAUGACUUCGUCGGUAUCGCUGCCUGUGGUGGGUUCUCGUAUGGUGACGUCCUAGGUGCCGGUGCUGGUUGGGCAAAGUCCGUGUUGUAUCAUGAGGGCGUUCGUGCUCAAUUUGUCAAGUUUUUCCAGGAGAGAGAGGAUACAUUUGCCAUUGGUGCUUGUAACGGUUGUCAGUUCUUGAGUAGAUUAAAGGAAAUCAUUCCGGGAUGUGAAAACUGGCCAAGCUUUGAAAGGAACAUUUCCCAAUACGAGGCCCGUGUCUCUAUGGUUCAAAUUUCUCAAGAAAAUGAUAAUGAGAGUAUCUUCUUGAAUGGCAUGACAGGCUCUAUGCUACCUAUCGCAGUAGCCCAUGGUGAAGGUAGGGCCACUUUUGUUUCCAAAGAACAACAAGAUGCCUUUGAGAGCCAAGGCCUAUGUGCUAUAAGAUACAUAGACAAUUAUGGAAAUGUGACGCAAAGGUACCCAUACAAUCCAAAUGGCUCUACUAACGCUAUCGCUGGUAUCAAGUCACCAAACGGUAGAGUUUUGGCAAUGAUGCCCCACCCAGAAAGAGUCUGCAGAUUGGAAGCCAAUUCAUGGUACCCACAAGACAAAUAUGAAAAAUGGGGAGGAUACGGCCCUUGGAUUCGUCUCUUCAGAUCGGCCAGAAGAUGGAUCGGUUGA
Messenger RNA from Torulaspora globosa, 4056 nucleotides. It is a transcript of the gene ADE6, whose product is annotated as phosphoribosylformylglycinamidine synthase. Gene Ontology annotation, biological process: 'de novo' IMP biosynthetic process. NCBI's taxonomy places the organism in Eukaryota, Fungi, Ascomycota, Saccharomycetes, Saccharomycetales, Saccharomycetaceae. The coding region runs from base 1 to 4056 and encodes 1351 amino acids. Gene Ontology annotation, molecular function: phosphoribosylformylglycinamidine synthase activity. The record is from RefSeq and is a predicted model, not a curated record. The transcript has a single exon.